Oncorhynchus keta (chum salmon) is the source of this 3073-nucleotide messenger RNA. RefSeq names its product solute carrier organic anion transporter family member 2A1-like. The transcript has 15 exons. Lineage: Eukaryota; Metazoa; Chordata; Actinopteri; Salmoniformes; Salmonidae. The coding region runs from base 184 to 2037 and encodes 617 amino acids. Gene Ontology annotation, biological process: sodium-independent organic anion transport; transmembrane transport; prostaglandin transport. Gene Ontology annotation, cellular component: membrane. The record is from RefSeq and is a predicted model, not a curated record. Gene Ontology annotation, molecular function: protein binding; prostaglandin transmembrane transporter activity.
CUGUGGGACAGCUAUUACCUCUUCGACAUAGUGAAACUCACUGCUGUUGAGUUCUUCUGCCCUGGACUGGACUGGACUCUCUCUCUCUCUCUCUCUCUCUCUCUCUCUCUGUCUCUCUGUCUCUCUGUCUCUGGAUACCCUUACCCUUACCCUUCACAGCAGAAGGAGAUUUGUGUCAAAGAUAUGAAGAAACCAACAUCUGUGUUUAGCAAUAUAAAGCUGUUUGUGCUGUGUCAUGGCCUGCUGCAGCUCACCCAGCUGCUCUACAGUUCCUACUUUAAGAGCACCAUCACCACCAUCGAGAGACGCUUUGGCCUCAGCAGUUUCUCCUCUGGCACCAUCUCCUCUCUGCACGAGGUGGGGAACACAGUUCUGAUAGUGUUUGUGAGUUACCUGGGCAGCAGAGUCCAUCGGCCUCGUCUGAUUGGACUGGGUGGUCUGCUGAUGUCCAUCAGCGCUCUCAUCCUGGCCCUACCUCACUUCCUGUCCCAGCCCUAUAACUAUGACUCUGUUAUACAUGAUCGCCAAGACCUGUGUUCCCUCCAGGGUCCCUCCAACACCACAGAGGCCUGUGGGAAGACAGAGAUCAAGCGUAUAGCAGACACCAACAACUUGUGGCUGCUCAUGGCUAUAGCUCAGCUGCUGUUCGGAGUGGGGUCUGUUCCCAUACAACCUUUUGGUAUCUCUUAUGUGGAUGACUUCGCCGGACGAGGCAACUCCCCCCUCUACAUAGCCAUCCUGUUUGCUGUGUCUGUGUUUGGACCUGCCUUCGGCUUCCUGCUGGGCUCCGUCAUGCUGAGGAUCUAUGUGGACGUGGACAGAACCGGCUCAGUCACCAACGCUGAGCUGGCCCCUACAGACCCUCGCUGGGUGGGUGCGUGGUGGAUGGGUCUCCUCAUCUCCUCUGCCAGCCUAGCUCUGACCUCCAUCCCAUACUUCUUCUUUCCUCGCAGCAUGCUGCUGGAAGGCAAUAGUGGAACUGAAGCUGCCAUUCAGAAUGAAGACUCCAAAAAGCCAGACUUCUCAAUGCUUGAUUUCCUGAAGAUGUUCCCCAGGCUGUUUGUCCGUCUGCUCCUCAGUCCUCUGUUCCUGCUGUUGGUUCUGUCUCAGUGCUGUUUCUCUUCAGUCAUCGCUGGCCUCGCCACCUUCCUCACCAAGUUCCUGGAGAGACAGUACAGUACGACCACCGCUUACAGCAACCUCCUCAUAGGUGCGGUGAACCUUCCGUCCGUUGCCGUGGGGAUGCUGGUGGGCGGAGUCAUCAUGAAGAGGACCGGUCUCUCUCUGAAGACCAUCCCUCGUUUUUCUGUCGCCAUGCUCACCAUCUCUGUCCUCCUCAUCAUCCCUCUCUUCUUCAUGGGCUGCCCCACACAGAGGGUGGCGGAGGUCAACUACACACCCCAUGGGUUUCUGGCCACCUGUUAUUCCAACUGCUCCUGUCCUGCUUACUCCUUUAACCCAGUGUGUGGAUCUGACAACACUGAGUACCUGUCUCCCUGCCACGCAGGCUGCAAAGACUACACCAAAGACCCCAAGAACAAAUUCAGGGUUCUGAAGUACACAGACUGUAUCUGCAUGGCUUACAGCCAGGGUAGUGGUGGGGGUACUGCCCGCCCCGGUCCUUGCCCCAACCAAUGUCCUCACUUCCUGCUUCCUGUCAUGUUCCUCAUCUCUCUGGCCGGGUUGAUCGCCUCCCUAACACACAACCCCAUCUAUAUGAUGGUCCUCAGAACUGUUCCCCAUGAAGAUAAAUCCUUUGCCAUAGGAGUCCAGUUUUUGCUCAUGAGAGUGCUUGCCUGGUUACCAGCCCCAGCCCUGUUCGGCAUUGUCAUCGACAGCUCCUGUAUUUGGUGGAAACAGGCCUGUGGCAACCGGCUGGGCUGUGGUUACUAUGACAACAACACCCUGAGGAACAGGUACCUGGGCCUGCAGGUGGGCUUCAAGGUGAUGGGGAUCUUCCUGCUUGGGGUGGUGGGCUGGAAGGUCCUGAGGACCAGGGAGUACAGCCUGGAGAAGAGGCCUGAUGGACCACUCUGAUCUGGGAUACGACUGACCUCCUGGCUCCCUACUCCGUCCUCUCUCCCGUCUCACUUUAAAAGAGUAGUCUCAGGUCCACUACUGUUCCUUUCAACAGUCUGCUGAGGCGUUCUGUCUGAAUGUGCUCUCCUUUUUUAAUUUUAAUUUGACCUUUUUUUUACUCGGCAAGUCAGUUAAAAACAAAUUCUUAUUUUCAAUGACGGCCUAGGAACAGUGGGUUAACUGCCUGUUCAGGGGCAGAACGACAGAUUGUGUACUUUGUCAGCUCGGGGAUUUGAACUUACAACCUUUCGGUUACUAGUCCAACGCUCUAACCACUAGGCUACCCUGCCGCCCCUUUUACCCACCUGAUCCACCUAACCUGUCUCACAUGAGAGAAAUGACUCACCAAUCAACUGCCAGUGGGCAAAGUCCACCAUGCCUUUCAACCAUAGAGUGUUUCAACGGUCUGCUAUCAAACCCAGCUGAUCCUCCUGUUAGUAACCUCAGCGCUGUUCUCAAACCCAGCUGAUCCUCCUGUUAGUAACCUCAGCACUGUUCUCAAACCCAGCUGAUCCUCCUGUUAGUAACCUCAGCACUGUUCUCAAACCCAGCUGAUCCUCCUGUUAGUAACCUCAGCGCUGUUCUCAAACCCAGCUGAUCCUCCUGUUAGUAACCUCAGCACUGUUCUCAAACCCAGGUGAUUCUCCUGUUAGUAACCUCAGCACUGUUCUCAAACCCAGCUGAUCCUCCUGUUAGUAACCUCAGCACUGUUCUCAAACCCAGCUGAUCCUCCUGUUAGUAACCUCAGCACUGUUCUCAAACCCAGCUGAUCCUCCUGUUAGUAACCUCAGCGCUGUUCUCAAACCCAGCUGAUCCUCCUGUUAGUAACCUCAGCACUGUUCUCAAACCCAGCUGAUCCUCCUGUUAGUAACCUCAGCACUGUUCUCAAACCCAGCUGAUCCUCCUGUUAGUAACCUCAGCGCUGUUCUCAAACCCAGCUGAUCCUCCUGUUAGUAACCUCAGCACUGUUCUCAAACCCAGCUGAUCCUCCUGU